Molecule: messenger RNA, 1263 nt
Organism: Grammomys surdaster
Lineage: Eukaryota; Metazoa; Chordata; Mammalia; Rodentia; Muridae
Gene: Cpa4
Product: carboxypeptidase A4
Exons: 11
Coding region: 1-1263 (420 amino acids)
Biological process (GO): proteolysis
Molecular function (GO): zinc ion binding; metallocarboxypeptidase activity
Source: RefSeq, a predicted model, not a curated record
AUGAAGUGGUUACUGUUCUUUGGGGCCCUUAUUGGGGCAGGCAUCUGCGGCCAAGACAAAUUCUUUGGGGACCAAGUUUUUAGGAUUAACGUCAGAAAUGGAGAUGAUAUCAGAAAACUGACUGAGCUAGUGAAUUUGGACCACUUUAAGCUCAAUGUCUGGAAAUCUCCCUCCACUUUUGAUCGGCCCGUGGAUAUUCUCGUCCCUUCUGUCAGCUUGCUGCCAGUCAAGUCCUUCCUGAAGUCCCAGGGUUUAGACUACUCGGUGACAAUUGAGGACCUACAGGCCCUCUUAGAUAGCGAAGAUGAGGAAAUGCUGCAUAAUGAAGGAAGAGAGCGGAGUGGUGACUUCAACUACGGAUCUUACCAUUCCCUGGAGGCCAUUUACCAUGAGAUGGACAGUAUUGCCACAGACUUUCCUGACCUGGCGAGCAGAGUAAAGAUCGGGGAGACAUUUGAAAAACGGCCCAUGUAUGUUCUAAAGUUCAGCACGGGAGGAGGCAAGAAGCGGCCAGCCAUUUGGCUGAAUGCAGGCAUCCAUGCCCGUGAGUGGAUCUCACAUGCCACAGCCAUCUGGACAGCGAGGAAGAUUGUGACUGAUUAUCAAAAGGACCCAGCUGUCACCUCCAUCUUGGAGAAAGUGGAUAUUUUCCUGUUGCCUGUGGCCAAUCCUGAUGGAUACGUGUACACACAAAGCAAAAACCGAUUAUGGAGGAAGACGAGGUCUCGGAUCCCGGGGAGCCGCUGUAUUGGAGCUGAUCCAAACAGAAACUGGAAUGCUAGCUUUGCAGGAGAGGGGGCCAGCGAUAACCCUUGCUCUGAAGUGUACCAUGGCCCCCACCCCAAUUCUGAAGUGGAGGUGAAAUCGGUGGUGGAUUUUAUUCAAAAGCAUGGGAACUUCAAGUGCUUCAUUGACCUGCACAGCUACUCACAGCUGCUGAUGUAUCCCUAUGGGUACACAGUCAAGAAGGCCCCAGAUGCCGAGGAGCUGGACGAUGUGGCGAGGAGUGCAGCCGAAGCUCUGGCUUCUCUCUCGGGCACUAAGUACCGAGUGGGACCGACUUGCACCACCGUCUAUCCAGCGAGUGGGAGCAGCGUCGACUGGGCAUACAACAACGGCAUCAAAUAUGCUUUCACAUUUGAGCUGAGAGACACUGGGCACUAUGGUUUCCUCUUGCCAGCCAACCAGAUCAUCCCCACUGCGGAAGAGACCUGGCUAGGCCUGAAGGCCAUCAUGGAACAUGUUCGGGACAACCUCUACUAG